CGGGAGCGCGACGUUCAGUGCGCAGCGCCCGGUGGACGGUAGCCAUGAGUGACCGCAAGGCCGUGAUCAAGAACGCGGACAUGUCGGAGGAGAUGCAGCAGGACUCGGUGGAGUGCGCCACGCAGGCCCUCGAGAAGUACAACAUCGAGAAGGACAUCGCCGCGCACAUAAAGAAGGAGUUUGACAAGAAAUACAACCCCACUUGGCACUGCAUCGUGGGAAGGAACUUCGGAAGCUACGUGACCCAUGAGACAAAGCACUUCAUCUACUUCUACCUCGGCCAAGUCGCUAUUCUUCUCUUUAAGUCUGGUUAGAACCACGGACUGUUCCUGAAACUUGCAUCUGGACUGCACACUAACUCCAGCCUGCUACCUUCGGCCUUCCUGAGGAAGCAGACCUUGAUCUUCAGGUCUUUUGUUGUGUUGUUAAGAGUCAGGGAUUUUUCUGUAGCAGU
Molecule: messenger RNA, 454 nt
Organism: Nothoprocta perdicaria
Lineage: Eukaryota; Metazoa; Chordata; Aves; Tinamiformes; Tinamidae
Product: dynein light chain 1, cytoplasmic
Exons: 3
Coding region: 45-314 (89 amino acids)
Biological process (GO): microtubule-based process; cilium assembly
Cellular component (GO): cytoplasmic dynein complex
Molecular function (GO): dynein intermediate chain binding; dynein light intermediate chain binding
Source: RefSeq, a predicted model, not a curated record